This is a messenger RNA of Papaver somniferum (opium poppy), 1843 nucleotides long. Its product is annotated as amino acid permease 8-like. The transcript is spliced from 6 exons. Gene Ontology annotation, cellular component: plasma membrane. The coding region runs from base 230 to 1651 and encodes 473 amino acids. The record is from RefSeq and is a predicted model, not a curated record. Lineage: Eukaryota; Viridiplantae; Streptophyta; Magnoliopsida; Ranunculales; Papaveraceae.
CGUUCUAUUGCUUUAAUUAAGCAUACAUUAGACAGAUAUAGCCCUCCUCUCAUCUUCGUUUUCAUCUUAUAUAUAUACCUCGUCAUUUGCCACAUUCAUGAGAGAAAUUAAGAGAGGUCUGCUUUCUGUCUGGUUUUUGCAUUUUUUGUGUCAGAGUCAGAGAUAGAGUAAAAGAGCUGCUUCAUUUCUUAUCUUCUUGUAAACCAUUAAUUUUGUGUUCAAGAGAGAUAUGGAGAUAGAAAGAGUGGAGAUUGGAAGACCUAAAGAAGACAUCGAUGAAGAAGAUGGACGUCAAAGAGAAGGCACAGUAUGGUCCGCAACAGCACACUGUAUUACAGCAGUGAUUGGUUCAGGAAUACUAGCAUUAUCAUGGAGUGUGGCCCAACUGGGUUGGAUUCUCGGUCCACCUGUUCUACUCGUUUUUGCUGCCAUCACCUAUUAUACUUCAACUCUAUUAGCUGAUUGCUACAGGUCUCCACAUCCGAUCACUGGCUCUAGAAACCGGACUUAUAUGGCUGUUGUUAGAUCCUAUCUUGGUCCUAAAGAUGUAUUUAUGUGUGCAAUAGCACAAUAUGCAAACCUUUGGGGUGCUAUGAUCAGUUAUACGUUAACCGCUUCCAUCAGUAUGAUGUCAGUGACGAGAUCAAACUGCUACCAUGAACGAGGACAAACUGCAAAAUGCACAACGAAUGGAAAUCUGUUCAUGGUUAUGUUUGGAGCAGCUCAGAUUGUAUUAUCUCAACUUCCAAACAUGGAGAAGAUAACAUGGUUAUCAGUGAUGGCUGCAACGAUGUCGUUUGCCUAUUCUAUUAUUAGCCUCUGUCUGUGUUUAUUUAAAUGGUUCUCCAACCAUGGUGAUGUUCAAGGUACUCCUUUUGGUAUUAUGGCCAGUCACGCAGCUGGGCUAUCGCCAGCUUUAAAAACAUGGAAUGCCUUUCAAGCCUUAGGAAACAUUGCUUUUGCAUAUACUUUCGCCGAGGUCAUGAUCGAAAUUCAGGAUACUUUGAGAUCGCCUCCUUCAGAAAAUGUAAUAAUGAAGAAGGCAAACUUGUAUGGUAUUGGGACAACUACAAUCUUCUAUCUAUCGAUAGGUUGUGUUGGAUAUGCAGCUUUCGGUAACAAUACUCCUGGAAACAUCCUUACAGGGUUUUACGAACCAUUUUGGCUAGUUGAUUUAGCCCACAUCUGUAUUGUAAUCCAUCUUGUUGGAGCUUACCAGGUAUUCGCACAGCCAAUAUUCGCAACAAUCGAAAGGAAUAUCGUAUCGAAAUGGCCAGAAGCAACUUUCAUAAAUAACGUCUACACCGUAAGACUCCCAUUGACUAAAGGAGGUUGUUUGAGCUUCAACUUAUCGAAGCUUCUAAUUCGAUCAAUUUUUAUUGUCUUGACGACGUUGGUUUCCAUGUUACUGCCUUUCUUCAAUGCCAUCAUGGGUUUACUAGGUGCAUCGUCAUUUUGGGCUUUAACUGUAUAUAUUCCAGUAACAAUGUGCAUCGUUCAAAGAAAGAUAGGGAGAGGAUCAUUGAGAUGGAUUAUGUUGCAGAGUUUGUCAGGAUUUUGCUUCAUUGCAUCUUUUCUUGCAGCAGUCGGUUCAGUUGCAGGUAUAAUAGAUAGUCUUAAAGGUGCUAAACCAUUUCAUAUCGAAUAUUAAGGUUUGUAUGUAACCAGAAAGAAGUAAAUAUUGUAAUCAACUACAAGAAAACCUAAGUAAAUAUGUUUCUUGUAUUUCCUUUUACGUUGUCAGAUAUUUCUGUUCAAUACAGUAUUAUUGUACGUAGUUUGUAGGUGAAUUAUGAGGUACAACCAUACCGAUGAAGUUGAAUAUAUGUUAAUCAUUCUAAUA